AAGAUAUAGUAAAACUUAGUUGUUUUUUUUUUCCUCCUUUUCAUUAUUUUCUUUUAUUUUGAAAAAUAAAUAAAAGAAAAUAAUAAACGAUGGGUUACAUGUCAAUGUCCGUGGUUGCAUUCCUUGUCUUUUUUGCUUCGCCAGUGGUUCUAGCCACCGAUACAGAUCCUAUUCCAGAAAACAGAGCCCAAAUCCCGCAAUGGUUCCAGAACAACGUUAAACCCUAUUCCAUGAGAAAGGGCAAGCUAGACCCCGCUCUCGAUGCUGCUGAAGCAUCACGACUUAUUAUCACCGUGAAUCAAAAAGGAGGAGGAAACUUUAAGACAAUAAACGAAGCAAUCAAGAGCAUUCCUACAGGAAACAAGAACCGUGUGAUCAUCAAGUUGGCUCCUGGUGUGUACAAUGAGAAGGUCACGGUCGACAUAGCUCGACCAUUUAUUACGUUGCUUGGUCAACCUGGUGCGGAAACGGUCUUGACUUACCACGGGACAGCCGCUAAGUACGGAACCGUAGAGAGUGCAACUCUUAUCGUCUGGGCUGAUUAUUUCCAGGCAGCUAACCUCAUCAUUAGAAACACUGCUCCAAUGCCGAAACCAGGUUCACAAGGACAAGCUCUAGCUAUGAGGAUCAACGGAGAUAAAGCAGCUUUCUACAGCUGUAAAUUCUACGGUUUUCAAGAUACUCUCUGCGACGACAAAGGCAACCAUUUCUUCAAGGACUGUUACAUCGAAGGAACCUAUGAUUUUAUCUUCGGAAGAGGAGCUUCCUUGUACUUGAAUACGCAAUUGCACGCUGUUGGAGAUGGGUUAAGAGUGAUCACGGCACAGAGUAGAUCAAGUGCGAACGAACAAAACGGAUACACGUUCGUGCAUUGCAAAAUCACUGGAACAGGAACCGGAAUUUAUUUGGGCCGGUCUUGGAUGAGCCACCCAAAAGUCAUCUAUGCUUUCACAGAGAUGACCAGCGUGGUCAACCCAUCUGGCUGGAGGGAGAACUUCAACCGUGGAUACGACAAGACGGUGUUCUAUGGGGAAUACAAGUGUUUCGGACCAGGGUCACACGUAGCGAAGAGAGUGCCUUACACACAAGACAUUGACCAAAACGAAGUUAGGCCUUUCAUCUCGCUUGGUUACAUCAAGGGCUCCACAUGGCUACUUCCUGCUCCCAAAUACUGAAAUAUUUCUUAAAACAAAUUAUUGGUUGUGAUUUUUUUUUGUAACCAUCGUUUGUCAGCGACAUGUUCCCAUCGAUUAAUUUUUUUUUUUUAAUAUUGUUUGAGAUAUGAUCAAUGCGAUAAAGAUAUUUUUGUCUCGCUAUA
Camelina sativa (false flax) is the source of this 1318-nucleotide messenger RNA. RefSeq names its product putative pectinesterase 50. Gene Ontology annotation, molecular function: pectinesterase activity. NCBI's taxonomy places the organism in Eukaryota, Viridiplantae, Streptophyta, Magnoliopsida, Brassicales, Brassicaceae. Gene Ontology annotation, biological process: pectin catabolic process; cell wall modification. The record is from RefSeq and is a predicted model, not a curated record.